Clarias gariepinus (North African catfish) is the source of this 684-nucleotide messenger RNA. It is a transcript of the gene gngt2b, whose product is annotated as guanine nucleotide binding protein (G protein), gamma transducing activity polypeptide 2b. Lineage: Eukaryota; Metazoa; Chordata; Actinopteri; Siluriformes; Clariidae. The transcript has 3 exons. The coding region runs from base 205 to 414 and encodes 69 amino acids. The record is from RefSeq and is a predicted model, not a curated record. Gene Ontology annotation, biological process: G protein-coupled receptor signaling pathway. Gene Ontology annotation, cellular component: heterotrimeric G-protein complex. Gene Ontology annotation, molecular function: G-protein beta-subunit binding.
GUGAUAAUGAGAUCAACAGGGAUUGAUGACAUCACUGGCCACCAGGAUCAAGUCAAGCCAUAAAAAAGAUUAGGCAAGCAAUGAAGAGGAGAGGAGAAAGGAAAGAAGUUAGUAGUGUGUGGAGACGUGCUGAUGAUAUCCUAGGAGACAGAGGGAUUUCUUCAACUGCUGAGAGUCUGCAGUCUGCACUGCUUAACAGCUGAGAUGGCUCGGGACAUGUCAGAAAAGGACAUCUUGAAAAUGGAGCUGGAGCAGCUACAAAUAGAAGUUAACACCCCUCGGACAGUAAUGUCUAAAACUGCCCCUGAGAUUGUCUCCUUCAUCGAGUCCCAGUCUGCUGAAGACCCUUUAAUCAAGGGAGUUCCUGAAGACAAGAAUCCCUUUAAGGAGAAAGGAGGUUGUGUUAUUACAUAAUACAUCAUAAAGCCUUCAUAAUGAUAAUUAAAGGCUUUCUGAAGGGGUUAAUGUUUUUUUUUUUUUUUUUUACAUCUGGUACAUUCGCUAGAUAAUAACUGAUCAAAGAAAAAAAAAAUCAUUUUAUUUAAUCAGCUUCUCAUUAGGUUUAUGAGGUUUACUAAAAGCACAGUACACUCCUUCAACUCCUAUUACCCUUUAUGGAUCGUUUGUUUUUUCAUGUUAAAAUAUUGAUUUAUAUGGUAUUUUUUAGAGUGGACAAAUUUUAAA